AGUAAUUUUAUUUUUGAGUUUUGGCAUCUGGAAGCACCGGGUGGUGGUGGUAAGAGCUGAGACUUUUAUUAUACUCAUCAAGAUCAGUCAGUCUUCAAUGUUUAAAUUUUAGUGGUUUUCAAUACUAUUUACGAAUUAUUAAACUGUUAAACAAUUAUAAUCAGCAGUUUUCAAGACGUGAUUUACAUUUUUUUACACCUCUUAUUCGCGGCUUUUGCGACAUCCGGUUGCUACUUCAUAUAUACAAACUGUUUGUACGAGAAGACCGCAAUAUGGCUCUAACUAACAUUGAAAAGGAAUAUGAAGAUUUUGUAAAGAACAACUCAUGGCUGCUAAUAUAUUACAAAAUUUGCAGAGAAGGUCAGCCACAAUAUUUGUCUGCUUUAGAAGCUAAAAAGCCUCGUAAUAAGCACUUAAAUAGGUACAGAGACGUCAGUCCCUACGACCAUACACGUGUUAAAUUAAACCGAAUUGAAAGGGAUUACAUCAAUGCCAACUUUGUAAAUAUACCAUCGGCUAAAAGAUCUUAUAUUCUAACCCAAGGACCAUUAGCUGCCACUAUGGGACAUUUUUGGCUCAUGGUAUGGGAGCAAUGUAGUACUGGCAUAGUCAUGUUAAACAAAUUGAUUGAAAAUAAGGAGACAAAGUGUCACCAGUACUGGCCCGGCGAAGAGGGAUUAGAGUCUAUUUAUGAAGAUGUUCAGUUGGCUGUCACCCUUAUUAGUGAACAAAAUAAAAAUUACUACAUACUCAGAAAAUUUAAACUUCAAGAUUUGGAAAGCAAAGAAACACGCGAUGUCUUACAAUUCCACUACAUAACGUGGCCCGACUUUAAAGUACCAAAAUCACCGACUCAAUUUUUAGAUUUUUUAAAUGAUGUUUGGUCUUCUGGAAUUUUGGAGUCCAGUGGACCACCAAUUAUACACUGUAGUGCAGGAAUCGGUCGAUCCGGUACUUUUUGUCUUGUGGACUCUACUCUUUUUAGUAUGGAGAGUCAAGGAGUUGACAAUGUAGACCCUAAGGAAAUAAUGAAAAUCAUGCGGACACAGCGAAUGGGCUUAAUUCAAAAUACUGAUCAAUUUCGUUUCUGUUAUCUGGCGAUCAUAGAAGGCGUCAAGAGAUUUGAUCCUAAUUACAAAAAGGCGCCUAUAGAGGAGAUAAAUUCUGAGGUUGAUGAUACAUCAUCAGAAACUUUAAAUCUCGAUCCAUCAUGUGCACCACCUUUGCCACCACGGGGAGCAAGUCUCGAAACUAGUCCGUGUUUUGGUCCACUGCCACCAGUUCCAGUGGACUCUAACCAAGAUGAUUUGUACAGUUCCAGUGACAGCUCUGAAUUUAGUUCCCCACUUCAAUCACCAUUACGAUUCGGAGACAUCAAAGACAAGGAAAAGGAUGAAUCAGACGACCUGCUCACAGAAACAAGACAAGAUGGCCCGACAUUAAGAGCAAAGGCUAGGACACAAAACAUGGAACGACCUCUACGCCAACUAUUAACACCAGAACCGGAGAAGAAACCAAAAAAACCGAAAUGGCUGCCAAUGUCAAUCAUUAUUGCAUUAGGGAUCGUCGUAAUUGGAUUUAUUUACGUAUACUAUUAACCUGUUAGUUAAGUUAGUCGUUAAGUUAGUUGAUAAUUUGUGCAAUUAACAUCUAUAUCAUGCAAGUAACACAGUUUUGAGACUAAUGUUAUAUGUUUGUGUCAUAAGUAAAUUUAUAUAUUUCAGUAGAAGACUCAAUUGUGAAUGCGUCUGUGAUUGGCUACUCAAUUGACGAGGGGUGAAGUGGGGCUCUUAUUGUCAAAUUGUAUGCCUAUUUUUACUUUCACAAAUUCUAACCGUGUGCGCUUGAGUCUAUAAAAUUAUUUAAUAACAAUGUUUGGAUGACUAUAAGAGGAAAUCCUGCAUAUAUCAAAUACAUUGUAGUCACUGCCAUUUAUAUGGAUAUCAUAUCUGAUCUACAACUGUUAUUUUGGUAAGGAUUUGAUAAUAUGCAGGUUAUUUAAUUUUGUAAUACACACUAAAGUGUCUAUUACAAAGGUUUUUGAUUAGUGCGGCGUGUCCGUGUAUUGAUUACAAAUCAUAUACACACUUAGAAGGAAAGAUCUUUUUUAUAUAAUUACUGUCUAACUAUUACAAUACUUAUAUUUUAUUUUCACAUACGCGCCCUAAAUGUUUAUAAGUUGCAGGCUGGUACGAAUGCGCGUCGUAUGUAAACAUCGGUCUCUUAUAAUGCAUUAGGUCUUUAGGUAUGACAAGCCCACCGCUAACUAUAACGCCAACGUAUGGACCUAAUAUGUUAUGAAAUAUCCACUUUUUUCUUUCUUAUAUUCUUUACAUUCCCACGAAACGUAUCUUUAGUUUUUGUAUAUUUUUCAAAAUAUAAGUUCGGUUACAAGAUACUAUGUAACUAAAAGAUUACUAUACAUUGUUAUCGAAUUUAUCAACUUUUUCUAACAAAGGCAUGUAACACAUAUCGAUUUCAAUUAUAUUUUGUAGAACGUUGUAACGUAGUUCAUAUAAAUUUUACAUAUCUUUUUCAUUCAAGCGGAAGCGGGUUGUGUAUUUAUCUGCUGUCUCCUGUUGUAUAGCAGUUUGGCAAUCAAAGGUUCUACUUUACAACCCUCGAAUAAAUCGCCUCUACGUAAUAUGUGUGAUCUGGCUUAAUAUUGUAAGAACGUCAACUUACAAUACAAUAAGUUAGUCAUUUGCAUGCCUUUUGUACUGAAAACAUAAAAUAAAUAGUAUUAAAUCGUA
This is a messenger RNA of Pieris rapae (cabbage white), 2753 nucleotides long. RefSeq names its product tyrosine-protein phosphatase non-receptor type 1 (gene Bmptp-Z). The transcript is spliced from 9 exons. NCBI's taxonomy places the organism in Eukaryota, Metazoa, Arthropoda, Insecta, Lepidoptera, Pieridae. The record is from RefSeq and is a predicted model, not a curated record. Gene Ontology annotation, molecular function: protein tyrosine phosphatase activity. The coding region runs from base 273 to 1598 and encodes 441 amino acids. Gene Ontology annotation, biological process: protein dephosphorylation.